Siniperca chuatsi (mandarin fish) is the source of this 1540-nucleotide messenger RNA. RefSeq names its product hypoxanthine phosphoribosyltransferase 1, like (gene hprt1l). Gene Ontology annotation, biological process: hypoxanthine metabolic process; GMP salvage; guanine salvage. Gene Ontology annotation, molecular function: magnesium ion binding; hypoxanthine phosphoribosyltransferase activity. NCBI's taxonomy places the organism in Eukaryota, Metazoa, Chordata, Actinopteri, Centrarchiformes, Sinipercidae. The transcript is spliced from 9 exons. The record is from RefSeq and is a predicted model, not a curated record. Bases 350 to 997 code for a protein of 215 amino acids.
AUCGCUGCCACAGUUACCUAAACAUACAGUAGUAGUAGGUCUAGUAACCAGUAUAGCGCAUUUUAAACUCAGGUUGUGUCGUGCAAAUCAGAUUACUGGGAAGGUAAACGGGAUUCUGACGUAAAGGGUUUAAAUCCCGGCAGAGGACCAUCGCACGUGCUCUGCGCGAGCUCGCUCACGGUCAGCAGCAGUCGGUGAGGAGGGGAGCAGCUCGUGCCACCACCAGUCAACAAACCCUUCUCUCUCUCUCUCUCUCUCUCUCUCUCUCUCUCUCUCUCUCAGGACCUGAGUAUGACUCCUCAGAUAUUAAACUGCGACUGAACAGGACGGACGACCGCCGGCCGAUAACAUGGCGUCGUAUCUGCAGAUCGCUGAUGAUGAGAAAGGCCAUGAGCUGGACCUUUUCUGUGUCCCCAGACAUUAUGAGAACGAUUUGGACAAGGUGAUCAUCCCCCAUGGACUCAUCAUGGACAGAACAGAGCGUCUAGCCCGCGACAUAAUCCGGGACAUGGGGGGACACCACAUCGUAGCUCUUUGUGUGCUAAAAGGGGGCUACAAGUUCUUCGCAGACCUCCUGGACUACAUUAAAGCACUGAACCAGAACAGUGAUAAAUCAGUCCCGCUGACAGUGGAUUUCAUUAGGGUGAAGAGCUACUGUAAUGACAAGUCAACAAACAGUGUCAAAGUCAUAGGAGGGGAUGAGCUGUCCAAUCUCUCAGGCAAGAAUGUUUUGAUUGUUGAGGAUAUUGUGGAGACAGGAAAGACGAUGCAGACGCUACUUUCCCUGCUGAGUGAAUGUAACCCCAAGAUGGUUAAAGUUGUAAGCCUUCUGGUGAAGAGGACCCCAAGGAGUUCAGGGUACAGACCAGACUACAUUGGUUUUGAGGUGCCAGAUGCCUUUCUGGUGGGUUACGCUUUGGACUACAAUGAGUACUUCAGAGAUCUCAGUCACAUCUGUAUACUGAAUGAUCAAGCCAAGGAGAAGUACAAAGUGUGAGAAGAUGAAUUCCUGCAGAGGCAAUGACUGAAUCAAUGAAGACUAGAACCACUGUGAUGACCCUCCUUAGCUUUGCUGUGUUUUGAAUCUUAUUUAUUUUUUCUACACAAGAAUCCACAAAAUGUGACUUGUGGGUUGUAAAUAACUUAAAGAAGAAUAUUUCAUGCCCCCCCCCCCCCCUAUUGAUUAUGUGGGAUCAAUUAUGUAUAGUAUGAAUAUUUUGGUUGUUCACUUUUAACUUAUUUAUUCACAUGUCUUAUAGAUCUUUCCUGUAACAUUCAGUUUUAUUUUGGAGAUAGAAAAAAAAAUUCAUUAAUUUGUUCUGGCUCAUCAAGUACCUCUAUGCUGCUUUAUGUUCAGUGAGAUGUCAGUCAAAUUUAAGUAGCCUUCAGUUUGUACAUGUUUCUGUUUCGACUUAUAAUGCUGAUUAUAUCCUCUCAUUAUGGCAUAAAAUGACUGACUUGGAAUGUACUGUAUGUUUUAUUUAAUCUGUUUUCAUCGAGGACCUGUUUACAGCAAUACAAAUCCCGUUGAAACCUUGAA